This is a messenger RNA of Balaenoptera ricei (Rice's whale), 4284 nucleotides long. It is a transcript of the gene ADAMTSL4, whose product is annotated as ADAMTS like 4. Lineage: Eukaryota; Metazoa; Chordata; Mammalia; Artiodactyla; Balaenopteridae. Bases 325 to 3537 code for a protein of 1070 amino acids. Gene Ontology annotation, biological process: extracellular matrix organization. Gene Ontology annotation, cellular component: extracellular matrix. The transcript is spliced from 18 exons. Gene Ontology annotation, molecular function: metalloendopeptidase activity. The record is from RefSeq and is a predicted model, not a curated record.
ACAGCCCGGGAGCGAUGGCUCCGUCCGAAGCGAGCUGGGACCCCCUCGGCUUCGCCCCCUCGAGCCGUUGGCGGGUCCCGGGCUGGGGUGGCCAAGGCCCGAAGCCCGGGGAUCAUAAAGGGGUGGGCCAGUCUUCACCCAUCCAUUCUCACUCUGAGAUGUCCUUCUGAGGAGUCAUCCCUCCCAACCCCCAGCUUUCUGGAGACUGGACCAGGCAGGCUUCGGUCCCUGCAGAGCGCAUCCCCCACCCCACGCCCAGAUGCCGGAGUAGAGUUUAUUUCCGGUCCCCUCCUCCCUGGCCCCGGGGCCAUCAAGGGAGGAGCGAUGGAGAAGUGGGCGGGCAGGUCCCGGUUGUGUCUGAUGCUGCUUCUGUUCCUCCCUCAGCUCUGCCUGGAUCAGGAGGUGUUGCCUGGGCACUCUCUUCAGACACCUCCCGAGGAGAACCAGGGCCCUGAGGGUGUCUGGGGUCCUUGGGACCAGUGGGCCUCUUGCUCCCAGCCCUGCGGGGUUGGGGUGCAGCGCAGGAGCCGGACGUGUCAGCUCCCUACAGCUCAACUCCACCAGGGCCUGCCCCUCCCACCCCGGCCCCCAAGACAUCCAGAAGCCCUGCUCCCCCGGGGUCAAGGCACCAGACCUCAUACUUCCCGAGAAACCCUUCCCCUGUACAGGCCACCACCUCGGGGAAGAGGUGGCCCCCUUCGAGGUCCUGCUUCUCAUUUAGGGAGAGAGGAGGCCCAGGAGAUUGAAGGAGCCAGGAGGUCCCGGGUUCGAGACCCCAUCAAGCCAGGAAUGUUCGGUUAUGGGAGAGUGCCCUUUGCUUUGCCGCUCCAUCGGAACCGCAGGCACCCCAGGAGACCGCCCAGCUCUGAGCUCUCGAAGACCUCAGAUCUUCCAUCCCUGACUCCAAGAACAGAGCCAUCUUCUGCAAACCACACCCCGCAAACUGAACUCCCUCCUACUGAACCGUCUGCCCACACCCUGUCCCCCCCAGGAGAACCCCCAAGCCCCGAAGCUGCUCAGACAGAGAUGCCCUCUAGAACCAGGCCUGCCCUCACACGGCCCCACCCCAGAGCCCAGGCCUCUGGCACAGAGCCCUCCUUGUUCCCUCCAUCCCCAGGAGAAGGUAGCUCCUUUCACAUGUCCCCUCAGCCAAGAAGGCCAAGUUCCCAGGGUUGGGCCAGUCCCCGGCUGGCAGAGAGACACCCUAAUCCUUUCCUUUCUGUCCCUCGGAGCCGAGGCCAGCAAAGCCGGGAGCACUGGAGACCUGGGGGGAAUCUUCACGGGUCCCUCACGGAGUCUGUCCCUCACUACCCAGAUGGCUGGUUGCCUCUGCUGAGUGCUGGCCCCCAUUCCAGCCCCCUCUGGAGCCUCUUUGCUCCCAGUAGCCCUGUCCCAAGAUGUUCUGGGGAGAGUGAGCAGCUGAGAGCCUGCAGCCAAGCGCCCUGCCCCCCUGAGCAGCCAGACCCCCGGGCCCUGCAGUGUGCAGCCUUUGACUCCCAGGAGUUCAUGGGUCAGCUGUACCAGUGGGAGCCCUUCACAGAAGUUCAGGGUUCCCAGCGCUGUGAACUGAACUGCCGUCCCCGUGGCUUCCGCUUCUAUGUCCGUCACACCGAAAAGGUCCAGGACGGGACCCUGUGUCAGCCUGGAGCCCCAGACAUCUGUGUGGCCGGACACUGUCUGAGCCCUGGCUGUGACGGGAUCCUUGGCUCGGGCCGGCGUCCAGAUGGCUGUGGAGUCUGUGGGGGUGAUGAUUCUACCUGUCGCCUCGUCUCGGGGAACCUCACUGACCGGGGGGGCCCUCUGGGCUAUCAGAAAAUCCUGUUGAUUCCUGCUGGAGCCUCCCGGCUCCGGAUCGCCCAGCUCCGGCCCAGCUCCAACUACCUCGCACUUCGUGGCCCUGGGGGCCGGUCCAUCAUUAAUGGAAACUGGGCUGUGGAUCCCCCUGGGUCCUACGCUGCUGGCGGGACUGUCUUCCGGUACAGCCGUCCUCCUCGAGAGGAGGGCGUGGGAGAGAGUCUGUCCGCGGAAGGCCCCACGACCCAGCCUGUGGAUGUCUAUAUGAUCUUUCAGGAGGAAAACCCAGGUGUUUUCUACCAGUAUGUCAUCUCUUCACCUCCUCCAAACCUUGAGAACCCCACGCCAGAGCCCCGUCUCCCCCAACUCCAGCCUGAGGUUUUGAGGGGAGAGCCCCCACCUGCUUCAGUACCCCGCCCUGCCCGCACCCCAGGCACCCUCCAGCGUCAGGUGCGGAUCCCCCAGAUGCCCGCCCCGCCCCAUCCCAGGACACCCCUGGGGUCUCCAGCCGGAUACUGGAAACGGGUGGGACACUCUGAGUGCUCGGCCUCCUGUGGAAAAGGUGUCUGGCGCCCUGUCUUCCUCUGCAUUUCUCGUGAGUCAGGAGAGGAACUGGAUGAACGCAGCUGUGCCGUGGGCACCAGGCCCCCAGCCUCCCAGGAACCCUGCCACGGCCCCCCGUGCCCACCGUACUGGGAGGCCGGCGAGUGGACGUCCUGCAGCCGCUCCUGUGGCCCCGGCACCCAGCACCGUCAGCUGCGCUGCCGGCAGGAGUUUGGGGGCGGCGGCUCGUCGGUGCCCCUGGAGCGCUGCGGACAUCUGCCCCGGCCCAACAUCACCCAGCCGUGCCAGCUGCGCCUCUGCGGCCGCUGGGAGGUCCGCUCCCCCUGGAGCCAGUGCUCUGUGCGGUGCGGGCGCGGCCAGAGGAGCCGACAGGUCCGCUGCGUCGGCAACAACGGUGAUGAAGUGAGCGAGCAGGAGUGCGUCUCAGGCCCCCCGCGGCCCCCCAGCAGAGAGGCCUGUGACAUGGGGCCCUGCACCACAGCCUGGUUCCACAGCGACUGGAGCUCCAAGUGCUCAGCUGAGUGUGGGACGGGAAUCCAGCGACGUUCUGUCGUCUGCCUCGGGAGUGGGGAGACCCAUGGGGAGGGCCAGGAGGAAGCAAGGGCAGGAGCCACUGAGCAGACCUGUGCACCAGGAAGCCGCCCCCCUGACAUGCGUGCCUGCAGCUUGGGGCCCUGUGAGGUGACGUGGUGCUGGUACACGGGGCCCUGGGCAGAGUGCUCCUCAGAAUGUGGCUCUGGCACGCAGCGUAGAGACAUCAUCUGCGUGUCCAAACUGGGGACUGAGUUCAAUGUGACUUCUCCUAGCAACUGUUCCCACCUGCCCAGGCCCCCUGCCCUGCAGCCCUGUCAGGGGCAGGACUGCCAGGACCGAUGGUUUUCUACACCCUGGAGUCCGUGUUCUCGCUCCUGCCAGGGGGGCAUGCAGACAAGGGAGGUCCAGUGCCUGACCGCCAACCAGACACUCAGCAUCCGAUGCCCUCCUCACCUGCGGCCCUCCAGGAAACGAUCCUGUAACAGCCAACCCUGCAGCCAGCGCCCAGAUGAUCAAUGCAAGGACAGCUCUCCACAUUGCCCCCUGGUGGUGCAGGCCCGGCUCUGCGUCUAUCCCUACUACACAGCUACCUGUUGCCGCUCUUGCGCCCAUGUCCUGGAGCGGUCUCCCCCGGAGCCCGCCUGAAAUGGGCCCAGGAGGCCCUCUCCUCGUGGUUUUCUCAUGCCACCAUCAGUCACCUGUCAGUCAGCCCACUCUGUACCCUCUGGCUCUCUAGCCUGUCCUGGUCUCACUAGGGACGUCCCCCAGGGUGGUCAAAGGUGGCAAGAUGACGGACAGUAACUGUCAGGACGUGUGGUUGGGUCUGUGCGGUGGUGUGAUGGUGUGUGUGCACAUAUGCCCCCAGAUGUGUAUCUGGGCCUGUGUGGAUGUGUGUGCGCCCAUAAAUCUGUAUCACUUCUCAAAAAGAAGUUACACAGACUGAGAAGGAACCGGGAGAGGGGACAAUGCCUGUUUCCGUGAGAGUUUUCUAGGCUGAAAGGAAAGCAAGUUUGCAACUCUUUGGGAAUCUGAGCUACUUAGAGCCUGGCCUCCCCAUUAAUCCCAACUUUGUGUCCUAAACCUCAUUUCUCCUGUUCAGGCCACACAUCAUCUAAACCAUCCUUUUGUCCUCUGACCCUUUCUCCCCUUACUUAGUCUCUCUAUCCCUCCCUCUCAUAGUUAGCUAGGGAUGGGGUGAGCCAUUGCCAAUCCUGCUUUUCCCCAGGAAGAGAGACUAUCUCCCCAGAGCAGGGACCAGCUGGGCAGAGGAUGGAAAAGAGAAAGGUUAGAAUAAGACACCCUAGCCCCUGCUCCCGCUCCCCACCUCCUAAAAUGGUUCCCACCCCAGAACUAAUUUAUUUUUUAUUAAAGAUGAUUAUGACAAAUGAGAAA